CGCUUUUUCUCUUUUGCAAGAAGCAUGCAACUUUCCAAGAAAAUUCCAAGAAACUUCAAGCUCUCCCUUGAUCUAAAUCAUCCGAAGAAAUUAUCAAAAUUUGUAUUUUUAAUAGGGAUGAUUUUAAUUGAAUCAGGAGGAAUAUCGUACUUUUGCAAAUUGCACCCUGACCCAGUUUCACUAAAGUGAAGGAGUGGUUGAGAAUUAUAUAUAGUCAAGGGUCAAAUCUUAAGGGCGAAUCUAAUAUGGACGCUAGCUGGAGGGAAGGAGACGUGUGCUGGCGGAUAACUCGGCACGGACUCAUCUGGUCAAACGAGGUGAGGCACGAACCAGCGAGCGAGUGAGACCGAGUCGGCGAGCGUUGAAGCUUUCUUUUUCUCCUCCCUCCUCGAUCGCUAUAAGAGCAGGCGGAGGACACCGGAGGAACGAGUUGGUGGGAAGAAAAGAGGAAGAAGACAUGAUGAAGUCCACCCGGGCUUUUUCUAGGCCUGAGCCGAGGCGAGCCGGCAAUGCCUUCGUCAUAACCUCCAUGCUCCUCUCUCUCUGCGUCCUUUCUCUCGUCAGAGCUCGCUAUUCCUCUUCUCCUAAUUAUGCUAAGCAGCGGGCGUCGCCGGAAAUCGAAACGGCCAUGGAUUCUAUCAAGAUGGUGACUGGCCAAAGCCGCAAACUUGCUCUAAAUGGGGAUAGAGAAGGGGCAUUGGGGAAGCGCGCAGAGGAAAACCGCGCCGCCACCGCCGCCGUCGUCGAGAAGUUGCAGAAACCCAUCUGCGUCGAAACCAGCCGCCGAUCCGACUUGUGUGAGGCGGAGGGAGAUGUGAGAGUGCAAGGGAGCUCGCAGACCGUGUUCGUGCCCGCUACCUUGACGUCGCAGGAGUGGAAGGUGAAACCCUACGCCCGGAAGAACGACCAGUUCGCCCUCUCCAAUGUCAAGGAGUGGACGCUGAAGCCUUUUCCAGGUGACGACCCGCCCCCCUCCUGCACGGAGAACCACACUGUUCCGGCCGUCGUCUUCUCCACCGCCGGCUUCACCGGCAACCUUUUCCACGACUUCACCGACGUGCUGGUGCCGCUCUUCAUCACUGCCGGCCGCUUCGACGGCGAGGUCCAGUUCGUGGUGGCGGAAGCCAAGUCCUGGUGGCUGAGCAAGUUCGGCGCCAUCCUGAGCCAGCUCUCCAAGUACGAGGUCAUCGACGCCGACGCCGACGGCGGCGCGGUGCGGUGCUUCCCGCGAGUGAUCGCUGGGCUGAGCUUCCACAAGGAGCUCGGCGUGGAUCCCUCCAAGCCGCCCGGCGGAUCCCGGUCGAUGGCGGACUUCAAGGCGAUGCUCCGGCGAGCAUACGGGCUGGAGCGCGAGGCCGCGGAGCCGUCGGGGGACAGCGCGUGGGACGUGCGGCGGAAGCCGCGCCUGCUCAUCAUCUCGCGCCGGGGCUCCCGGAUGCUGCUCAACGAGAGGGGAAUGGCGGACAUGGCGAUGAGCCUGGGCUUCGACGUCCGCACGGCGGAGCCGGAGAUCGCCACCGACUUGGGGAAGUUCGCGCGCCUGGUGAACUCGGCCGACGUCAUGGUCGGCGUCCACGGCGCCGGCCUCACCAACCUGGUCUUCCUCCCCAAGGGCGCCGUCGUCAUCCAGGUGGUCCCCAUGGGGGACCUGACAUGGCUAGCCCGCGACACCUUCGGGAAUCCGGCGCCGGCGAUGGAGCUCCAUUACUUGGAAUACCUCAUCCAAGCCGACGAGAGCACGCUGAGCGAUCAGUACCCAAAAGACCACCCCGUCUUCACGGACCCGCAGUCGAUCCAUCGCAAAGGAUGGAACGAGCUCAGCAGAGUGUAUCUGGAGAACCAGAACGUGAAGCCUCAUCUGGGAAGACUGCGGCUUACGUUGUUGCAAGCUCUCGAGUUCCUCCCUCACACUAACAUCAACAAGAUGGCUCAGUGAUUUCUUCAAUUUCUUUCCAUUUUUUUGUUGUUUUUUUUUUGGGCCUAUUUACUGUCUAGAUGAUCUUAAUUAAGAAAACACCUUGUGAUUACAAAUAAAAGAGUGUUCGGUGAAAAGAUCGAUUUGCAUUAAA
Molecule: messenger RNA, 2069 nt
Organism: Zingiber officinale
Lineage: Eukaryota; Viridiplantae; Streptophyta; Magnoliopsida; Zingiberales; Zingiberaceae
Product: alpha-1,3-arabinosyltransferase XAT3-like
Exons: 3
Coding region: 458-1936 (492 amino acids)
Molecular function (GO): glycosyltransferase activity
Source: RefSeq, a predicted model, not a curated record